AUGAAAGGCAGAGAAGGCAAAGGACCUCCUUCAGCAGAUCUAUUGGUAUGUUUUCCUUCUAGAGCGCAUCUAACACUGAUGCCAAAGCCCAUUUGCAGCCCAGCUAGGCCCAACUCAGAACCCAACAAGCGCCACCAGCAUCACCACAACCACCGUCCAAGGCUGCAUCGGCACCUGAGGAAAUCUAGUAAUAGAGGUGGUGGUGGAGGCCAUGCUAGUCCUCUCGUGUGGGCGAAAAACAAGGCGACAAGCUCUGAGAUUGAAGAACCGACAUCCCCAAAAGUCACAUGUGCUGGACAGAUUAAAGUAAGGCCUAAACCUAACACAUGUAAGAAUUGGCAAUCUGUCAUGGAGGAGAUUGAAAGGUUGCACAACAGCAAGAAACACAAGAAAAGGCCUACUUGGAUUGAAGCACUUGGAUUGAAGAAAGAUAUAAUGCAAUUCUUGACAUGUUUACGUAGCAUUCGAUUCGAUUUUCAUUGCUUUGGUUCAUUUCCUACAGCGGAUAUAACCUCAGAUGACGACGAAGAAGAUGAAGACAACCACCAGCAGAUACACGAUGAGGAUAAUGAAACUUCGAGAACUGUAUUCUCCAAAUGGUUCAUGGUUCUGCAAGAAAAUCAAAGCAAACAGUUCGCAGAAAAGGAGAGCAGGGAGAAGAAUUAUAAAUCUAGUACUGAUGAUGAUGUGCCUUGUGUCCCACCACCAAAUGCACUUUUACUCAUGCGUUGUCGAUCUGCUCCUGCAAAAAGCUGGCUGGAGGAUAUAGAAGCAGGAAAAAAGGAAAAUGAUGAUCAAGAAGAAGAAGAGGAAGAUGAAGACGAAAACGAAGACGAAGACGAAGGAAAAUUAACCAAGGAAGAAGAAGAAAAUGCAAAGAGGAAAGAAAAUUCAGUGUUGAUGCAAUAUGGAGCAGAUUUUUACAAAAUUUCUACUGAUAUUGCAAAAGAAACUUGGGUUGUGGGAGGAAUAAAAGAUUCACUAUCAAGGAGUCGCAGUUCAAAGAGAUGA
Messenger RNA from Fraxinus pennsylvanica, 1011 nucleotides. Lineage: Eukaryota; Viridiplantae; Streptophyta; Magnoliopsida; Lamiales; Oleaceae. The record is from the annotation of a GenBank genome assembly.